Closterium sp. Naga37s-1 is the source of this 726-nucleotide messenger RNA. Lineage: Eukaryota; Viridiplantae; Streptophyta; Zygnematophyceae; Desmidiales; Closteriaceae. The record is from the annotation of a GenBank genome assembly.
GACUGGCAGCAGCAGCAGCAGGUGCAGAUUGGCUUGCGUCUGCAGGAGUUUGAGUGGUCUGCAGUGGAGGAGGUUCAGCUGCACCUUGAUGAACUCCAUGGGUCAGAGCUGACCAGUGACCAUAGUGGCGGUGGUGAGCAGCAAGUUUCUGGUCCUGCUGGAGAGGAGGGGUUGGAGGAUGAGUCUGCACGUGUGGACUCACCAACUCAGCCCGAGCCUGCUGCAAACGCCAAGGUCACCAAGAGGAGUGUGCAGAGAGGAGCUUCACCACAUGGGCAGCAGACUGCAACCCGCGAGAAGAGAGUGGCAGCAGCACCCUCAAGGCUGAAGUAUAGCCGUUUGGGAGGACCCAAGCAAGGUGCCAUGGCGGUUCAGGCGGAUGAGGGAGAUGAUGAGGAGAUGGCGUUCUGUUUCUUCACACCUCUGCCUGGAAAACCAGCCACAUUGGAGGAGGCACUGAGUGGACCCCAGAAGGAGGAGUGGAAGGCUGCCAUGGAUGCGGAGUUCAACAGUCUCAUUGAGAAUGGGACUUGGGAGCUUGCUGAGUUACCCGAGGGGCGACGACCGAUCAGCAACAAGUGGGUCUUCAAGGUGAAGAGUGGUGCUGAUGGUGCGUUGGAGCGGUUCAAGAGCCGUUUGGUCGCCAAGGGGUUUCAGCAGAAAGAGAAGGUCGACUUUGGGGAGAUCUUCGCUCCCAUUGCUAAGCCACCGGGUGUGCAAGCUUAA